GAUUAGUCUCAACAAUCUACUGUAGGAGGUCUGAUCGAAAUCAUAGACAGUGAGAAGAAGAGUAAAUCAAAUCAGUAAUGGAGGGAUUGCAAAGGUUAUUAGCAGGAGGAAUGGGAGGACAACCACCUCCAGAUUCACCACUCUUGGAUUCAUCUGAGCAAGUUUACAUAUCUUCUCUUGCACUCCUCAAGAUGCUUAAACAUGGAAGAGCUGGGGUUCCGAUGGAAGUUAUGGGAUUGAUGCUUGGGGAGUUUGUAGAUGAAUAUACUGUUCGUGUGGUUGAUGUUUUCGCAAUGCCUCAGAGUGGUACUGGUGUUAGUGUUGAAGCUGUUGACCCUGUGUUCCAGACUAAUAUGCUGGAUAUGCUUAAGCAGACUGGCAGACCAGAGAUGGUUGUAGGAUGGUAUCACUCGCAUCCUGGAUUUGGUUGUUGGCUAUCUGGUGUUGAUAUUAAUACACAGCAGAGUUUUGAAGCUUUGAAUCAGAGAGCUGUUGCCGUGGUUAUAGACCCUAUACAAAGUGUUAAGGGUAAGGUAGUCAUCGAUGCCUUCCGUCUGAUCAAUCCUCAAACCAUGAUGUUGGGACAAGAGCCACGACAGACAACAUCAAACGUUGGAUAUCUCAACAAGCCGUCCAUUCAAGCUUUGAUCCAUGGGUUGAAUAGGCAUUACUAUUCAAUAGCUAUUAAUUACAGGAAAAAUGAACUUGAGGAGAAGAUGUUGCUGAAUCUUCAUAAGAAGAAGUGGACUGAUGGGUUGACUCUGCAGCGGUUUGAUUCUCAUUCAAAAACUAAUGAGCGGACUGUAGAGGAAAUGCGAAGCCUGGCCAUCAAAUACAACAAGGCUGUUCAAGAGGAGGAUGAGUUGUCUCCGGAGAAGCUUGCUAUUGCUAAUGUUGGAAGGCAAGAUGCUAAAAAGCACCUGGAAGAGCAUGUCAAUAACUUGAUGUCGUCGAACAUUAUCCAGACCCUGGGAACCAUGCUUGACACUGUAAUUUUUUAGGAGUAAUGGAGGAUAUGUGAUGUGGAAAGGUGCAGGAAGGGUUCUGAUACUACAGUAGCUUAUUUAGAUUGAUCAGGUCUCUAGGCAUUUCAGACGCAGGAAGGGUUUGGUGUGGAAGCAGAAUAGCACUCAAAUACCUACUAAUUGUAGUUAACAGAUGAUACACCAUUUACUGUAAAGAGUGUAUGAACAUCUAAUUUUUAGCUUGUUUUUUGAGAACAACUUGUUUUGAGAACGAGUAGGUCUUUUUGUAAACAAACUUGGUUUUUGAGAAUCCAUACAGAAUUUUGUCUCAA
Papaver somniferum (opium poppy) is the source of this 1297-nucleotide messenger RNA. Its product is annotated as 26S proteasome non-ATPase regulatory subunit 14 homolog. Gene Ontology annotation, cellular component: proteasome regulatory particle, lid subcomplex. The coding region runs from base 78 to 1001 and encodes 307 amino acids. Gene Ontology annotation, molecular function: proteasome binding; metallopeptidase activity; protein binding. Lineage: Eukaryota; Viridiplantae; Streptophyta; Magnoliopsida; Ranunculales; Papaveraceae. The transcript has 6 exons. Gene Ontology annotation, biological process: proteasome-mediated ubiquitin-dependent protein catabolic process; protein deubiquitination. The record is from RefSeq and is a predicted model, not a curated record.